Messenger RNA from Colletotrichum lupini, 459 nucleotides. RefSeq lists its product as uncharacterized. Bases 1 to 459 code for a protein of 152 amino acids. The record is from RefSeq and is a predicted model, not a curated record. The transcript is spliced from 4 exons. Lineage: Eukaryota; Fungi; Ascomycota; Sordariomycetes; Glomerellales; Glomerellaceae.
AUGUGGCUCGGAACCGACAGCCUAGACAUACAUGUCCAAUACCACCACCAGGCUUUCCCUCUCCAAGGAUCAGAACUUUUAUGCAACCAUGCGGACCACCGUAUGCGGUGGGAAGCUGCGAAACUAGUGAAGCAGACGCUUUCUCUAUGGCCUCUCACCACCUUAACCCAAGCCAGCCUGCAUGGUUGUCUGUCCCGCCCCUCGGGAUCUGAAUGGGCGGAAAGGUUUGGCACUAGCUUUACUGUGCCGCACAGAAAACGGCCAGAGCUUAGAGGCGAGAAGCUGUCCCCGGUUCUCGGGCCCUGUUCCCAGCUUUUUGCUCUCGUUGAGUCGUUGAAGCAGAAGGAGGAAGAGACAUGGAUGUAUGAGCUAGGUGAGAGUGUAAGUUACGAGUUUCUGUUUUUCCUAGUUUCGUUUGAAACCAAGACAUGGGAAUUCCUCCUCCCGGGAAAGACAUAA